Messenger RNA from Aureobasidium uvarum, 333 nucleotides. NCBI's taxonomy places the organism in Eukaryota, Fungi, Ascomycota, Dothideomycetes, Dothideales, Saccotheciaceae. The record is from the annotation of a GenBank genome assembly.
AUGGCAAGCUAUACCGCAUACCCCGAGUCCACCUUUUACAACCACUACCUCUUCUCGACAAUCGAACACUCUACCACUGCAAUCCACUCGUCACUCAACUCUCUCGUCUCCCACCAACCACCCUCCAACGUCCGUCACAACACACCACCACCCACAAUCAUGAUCACCGACGACCAACUCUACCAACUCGCCAUCUUCCUCGGCAGCGUCAGCAUGCUCCUCAUCGUCCUCUACCACUUCCUCGAAGUCAAUGCCGAAGACGACGCCAAGACUCCCCUGUCCGCCGAGCGCAAAGCAGACACCGUACCCGGUGCGAAGCCUGUGAGAUCAUAG